UUAUAUCUUAUAAUGUAUUUGUUUAAAAAAGGUAUUCUUUGCACCUUUGUAGCUGAUAAGGUUCAGCCAGUCUGUUAGUUCGAUAGCAACCUUCGCGACCCGGCACACUCUUAUGUUUCCUAAACAACGAAAUCAAAUGAGUGUCAAAAUGUAAACUGACUUUAUUCUGUAAAAGUUUAUUCAAAAAUAUUUCAUUGUUUAUAAAGGUAUCACGAUAUGGCGAAUGUAAAUAAGAAAACAACGGGGCUAGCAACAGCUGACUUUGAGGUUUUUGGAAAAGUCCAAGGAGUGUACUUCAGGAAACAUACUCAAAAGAAAGCGGUGGAACUUGGACUAAAAGGUUGGGUGAUGAAUACAGCACAAGGCACUGUUAUUGGCCAACUACAAGGACCAAAAAACGUAAUAGAUAUUAUGAAAACAUGGCUGCAAAAAACUGGCAGCCCCAAGUGUAUAAUUGAAAAGGCGGCGUUUCGUAACGAGGGACCAAUAACCACGCCAGCGUUUAGAACUUUUGAAAUACGUCGAUAAAUAUGAAUUCAUUCUCACAUUUUGUAUGCCCCAUUAUUGAUUCGCUCAAUGGACCAAAAUUUGUAUUAAUCGUAAAUGAAUUUUAAUAUUAACCAAUAAUUUAAUUAAAUUUUUAAAUUAUACGACUUAUUAAAUGUUGAUAAAAUUAUAAAUUUAACACCUUUUCCAG
Plodia interpunctella (Indianmeal moth) is the source of this 697-nucleotide messenger RNA. Its product is annotated as acylphosphatase-1-like. Lineage: Eukaryota; Metazoa; Arthropoda; Insecta; Lepidoptera; Pyralidae. Gene Ontology annotation, molecular function: acylphosphatase activity. The record is from RefSeq and is a predicted model, not a curated record. The coding region runs from base 217 to 528 and encodes 103 amino acids. The transcript has a single exon.